Dichotomopilus funicola is the source of this 519-nucleotide messenger RNA. RefSeq lists its product as uncharacterized. The coding region runs from base 1 to 519 and encodes 172 amino acids. NCBI's taxonomy places the organism in Eukaryota, Fungi, Ascomycota, Sordariomycetes, Sordariales, Chaetomiaceae. The transcript has a single exon. The record is from RefSeq and is a predicted model, not a curated record.
AUGGCACCAACCCCAACCCUCCCGCAAGCCAUCUCCCGUCUACUCCCCCGCCAACAACCCACCACAACCGUCGUGGUGGACCCAGGCAACAGCAGCAGCAGCAGCGGCUCCAACCUCGACGGCGGCGCUAUAGCCGGCAUCGUCAUCGGCACCGUAGUCGGUCUCCUCCUGCUCUGGUGGAUCAUCCGUUGCUGCAUCGCGCCUCGCGCGCCCGACCCUUACCGCCAGGGCUGGUACGACGACACGGCGCCACCGAUGCGCCGCACUUCCCGCUCUCGCUCUCGCUCGCCCGAUGAUAGCUACCGGCGCCAUCAUCAUCAUCAUCAUCAUCACCACGGCCAUGGACCGCCGAGGCGCUAUCAUAGUGGACGCAGGUCGUCGACGCCACGCCCGGUUGUGCUUGAGGAGAAGUAUGUGGGUGUGCCGAGGCGGCCGUCGGCGACGUAUGCUUAUGCGCCGGCUGUGGAGGGGAGACGGUCCAGGAGUCGGUCGCAGGGGGGGUACUAUGUUAGUGGAUAA